Messenger RNA from Penicillium malachiteum, 2499 nucleotides. Its product is annotated as putative DNA ligase I. The record is from RefSeq and is a predicted model, not a curated record. Lineage: Eukaryota; Fungi; Ascomycota; Eurotiomycetes; Eurotiales; Aspergillaceae. Gene Ontology annotation, biological process: double-strand break repair via alternative nonhomologous end joining; mitochondrial DNA repair; lagging strand elongation. The coding region runs from base 1 to 2499 and encodes 832 amino acids. The transcript has a single exon. Gene Ontology annotation, cellular component: DNA ligase III-XRCC1 complex. Gene Ontology annotation, molecular function: DNA binding; ATP binding; DNA ligase (ATP) activity.
AUGUCCAGUCCAGCUAAAAAGCGUAAGCGAACUGGAGAUAAUGCAUCGCCACAAAAAUUGCGCACAAUUGCUUCCUUCUUUAAAGGACAAACGCCUCAAGAGUCGCAGGUAGAGCCCGACGCCACAGAGCAGACCCUCUCCGAUGAAGCAUUAGCAAGAAAGCUUCAAGAAGAAUGGAAUAAAGAAGAAGAAGCAGCAGAUUCUACGUCAAAUUCAAAUGAUAUUCAAUCAACAGAAGCAGAGCUUGACACAAACACAGAUCCACCAGCCUCCAUCCCGGCGGAUAUAACACCCGCAGCAGCUCUGACGAUAUCUAAGAAGAAUACUCUAUCCCUACAGUCAUCUUUGGGAACAGAGGACACUGUAUCACUUGAUAUCCCGUUUGAUCAAAGCCCGCAAACAUUUGAUCCAAGCAAAUAUGUAGCGGAAUUACGCCCUCAUUGGGCUUCAGACGGCGGCGAUGCGACCUACGCGUUGCUAACUAGAGCGUUUGUCCUGGCCAACUCCACAACGAGUCGAAUCAAAAUCGUUGAUACAUUGGUCAACUUUCUCCGAGUCUUGAUUGAAGGUGAUCCUAAUAGCGUUCUCCCUGCUGUAUGGUUAGCAACCAACUCUAUCUCCCCUCCCUACGACGAGAUGGAGCUGGGGUUAGGUGGCUCGUCCAUCUCGAAAGCCCUGAAGAAAAUAUACGGUCUCAAUAACCAAGGCUUGAAAACGCUGUACGACAAGCACGGAGAUGCAGGAGAUGUUGCCUUCGAGGCCAAAAAACGACAGACCUUCACCUUGGUCAAACCAAAACCGCUUAAGAUCAAAGGCGUGUAUCAAUCUUUACUCAAAAUUGCAACGAGUAAAGGCUCUGGAAGCCAGGAGACAAAACAACGUAUCGUCGAGAAAUUGUUGCAGGAUACCCGGGGUGCUGAAGAGAGUCGAUACAUUGUUCGAACCCUUGUUCAAAACCUCCGCAUCGGCGCCGUAAAGACGACCAUGCUUAUUGCACUCGCGCGCGCAUUUCUUUACUCAAAACCUACCGGCGCUGAAUUCUUGCUCUGCUCAAAAAAUGAGCUCGCACGUCUCAAGAAGGAUGAGCUCGCUAAAUUAUACACGAACGCCGAAGAAAUCGUCAAGGCGUCUUACGCUCGACAUCCAAGUUACGAUGACCUCGUCCCAUCUCUUCUAGAGAUCGGUGUCACCGAAGAACUACUCAUUAGAUGCGGUCUUGUGUUACACACUCCGCUCCGACCAAUGCUGGGAAGCAUCACGCGCGAUCUCUCAGAUAUGUUGACCAAGUUGCAGGGUCGCGACUUCAGUUGCGAAUACAAGUAUGAUGGACAACGAGCUCAAGUACACUGCGACGAGCAGGGCAAGGUCUCCAUCUUCUCUCGCCAUCUCGAGCUGAUGACAGAAAAGUAUCCCGAUCUUGUUUCCCUCGUACCCCAAAUCCGCGGUGAGGGAGUCUCGAGUUUCAUUCUAGAAGGGGAGGUAGUCGCCGUUGAUCGCGAUACGGGUGAUCUUCUCCCAUUCCAAACCCUGACGAAUCGGGCCAAGAAGAACGUCGAGAUCGGGGCGAUAGCCGUAACUGUGUGUCUCUUCUCGUUUGAUCUUAUGUAUCUAAACGGCGAACCACUUCUAGAUCGCCCAUUCCGAGAACGCAGAGAACUCCUUCGAAGUCUCUUCGUCGAGAUUCCUAACCGAUUCACAUGGGUGAAGAGUCUAGACGCCACAUCUGCGGAUUCAGACAGCGUUCUAGAAUUCUUCAAAAGUGCCACAGAAGCCAAGUGCGAAGGAAUAAUGGUUAAAGUUCUCGACAAUACCCUCAAACCAACAACAACCUCCAAUCAAGAACAAGACUCGUCCAACCAAAUUCCAACCACAGAUUCUACACCCACUCCCGCAAUAAAAGAAAAAUCUUCUCGUCGAAAAGCUCUCCUCUCAACCUACGAACCAGACAAACGCCUGGAAUCCUGGCUAAAAGUCAAAAAAGACUACAGCACCUCCUCCGAGACCCUAGACUUAAUCCCAAUAGCCGGGUGGCACGGUCAAGGCCGCAAAGCAAAAUGGUGGUCCCCGAUCCUACUCGCCGUGCGGAACCCCGAGUCCGGAGCCCUGGAAGCUGUGACGAAGUGCAUGUCCGGGUUCACAGACAAGUUCUACGCGAGCAAUAAAGAGAAGUACAACGAAGGCAGUUCGAAUGUGAUCUCGCGACCGGCUUACGUGGAGUAUUCCGGGCAUCCGGAUGUGUGGUUCGAGCCACAGGAGGUGUGGGAGAUGGCGUUUGCGGACAUUACGCUUAGUCCGACUUAUACAGCUGCUAUUGGUUUGGUUAGUGAAGAGAGGGGGUUGAGUUUGAGGUUUCCGCGAUUUUUGAAGGUGAGAGAGGAUAAGGGGCUGGAUGAGGCGAGCAGUUCGGAUUAUUUGGCCCUUUUGUGGAGGAAACAGGCGGAGAAGGCGAAGGUUGAUGAUGGGAAGGGGAAGGAGGAGUUGGGAUGGGCUGAGGAUUAA